AUCACGGAAAAUGACAGAUUCUAUCAGAGAAGCAUUGAAGACUAUUAUACAUCUGAGGUGGAAAUUAGGAGAAGUGUAUGAGGAGAACGUGGACGGUUUGUGUGAUGAGCUGGACUCUCUCCACCUCAUUACUCCCCAGGAGUAUACAGAUCUGUAUGAGGCUGUGACCCCAGCAGAGAGAAUUGAGAAGCUGAUAAACCUCAUACUACAGAAUGGAGAACCGGCCUGUGAGAUGUUCCUCCACCAUCUAGAGAACAUGGUUCUCAGGUUCCCGGCAUUGGCUGAUGUGUCCCAACACUUACCAGAAAACAAAACAAAGACUUUUAAAGAAUUUCUGGAGAAUGUAAAUAUACACCACCCAACUGUGUCUAAGCUGACCCUAAGGGAUGUUCUAGAGAUUGGGUCUGAGAACCUGCAGGAGGCUCAGCCUCAGAACAUAACAGAUAUUCCCUGGAACUUUCUAAGGAAGCUCAUGGCCCUGAAUAGAACUGCAAUAAACACUUGGUUAGACAAACUCCCACCUAAGCUGGAACCAAAUGACAAUGAAAUGUUUGAUCUAUUGGUGUGCGAAACAGAGGACGUUUCAUCUUCGUGUAUCCACCCCCUGGAUGUGGUGUGCGCUGUCCUGCAUUGCUCAGAGAGUUUUCUACAGCAAGAGAUUGUAUCAAAAAUGUCCAUGUGCCAGUUUGCCGUCCCUCUGCUGCUCCCUGCUGGUGGUGGCCCAGAAUGCACCUUCAUGCUGUGGGCAAUGAGGGACAUUGUGAAGAGAUGGAGACCUCAGUCAUUGGCUGACAGUAAAGGGUUCAGAGAAGAGAAUGUUGUGAAUAUUCCCAUGCCGAUCUUCUCCUUUGUGAAACUGGGGAAAAACAAACUAUCCAAAUCUAAAAUCCUGAAUCAAGUCCUUAAUCCACCACAACAACAUCACAACUUCUUCAUAUAUGAAGAUAUGGAGGGAGGAAACAGUGAGAGGAAAAUAUCUGAUGGACUUGUGGAAAUUUCCUGGUAUUUUCCUAAUGGUAAGUCUGAUGUCUUCCCAGAGCCAAUCGCAGUGACCAACCUACGUGGUGACCUGGCGUCCAGCUGGGAACAGUUCACGUUUCUGACACGAGUCUCAUCGGCUGUUUUUGUGUUUAUUGAGAAUAUCAGUGAUAGAGAAUACAGACUGUUAUCCAGCUGCAGUAACACAGACACUGAGUAUUAUCUCAUCCUUACUCCAAGUCCCGGGAAAACAGUAACUACAGAGACUGUGAAUCACAUCAACAGUCUAAUGUCACCGCUAAACAUUACUAAAACAAAUAUCAUAGUAAAGAGCAGAACAGCUAAUUAUGCAGCAUUUGUAAAACAAAUACAAAACACCAUUGAGAGCCUUCUGAUUAACUGUCCCAAAAAAAGUUUGGUUAGUAUUAAAGAUGAGAUCCAAGGAGAUUAUAUCUGUGUAGAUGAGAACGCGGCUGCAUGUCAGAAUGCACAAGUCUCUGCCAGGCACAUUACCUCUGUAAUAAGUGAUGUAGAGAAGUACAAGAAAGAAACUCUGAAAUUACAGGGAGAUCUGUGGAAACAAUUGUCAAAAAUAGAAAAAGAACUUUGCAGAAUGACGAAACAAGGUGGGAAAAAUGCACAGGAAUAUAAAAGUGAUCUUAUACAGGAACUACAUUCCCUACAUAAGGAACAGAACCAACAUAAUAUUUCUGAUGGCAUCUUUUUAUUUAUUAAUGCAAUUACACAUUUGUCUCAAGCAGAAAAACAUUAUUUUUUGAAAUGGAUGAAAUUUGAGCUGGAUUCAGUUGCUAGAAAUAAUAUUUCUACCCUGCAGUCUGACUAUAAAGAGAAAUGUAACAAUAAAUCAAAUAAUGUAGAACAACUAAAACAGCUGGAUCAGAAAAUCUCUGACAGCUCAUUAGGGGUUGAACAUUUCAUACGUGAGCUGGGGCAGGUUUAUGAGGCUGAAUGUGCAAUGGUUAAAGAGAAAUGUAUUUCCAAAACCCAAAAACAAUUUACAAAACUCCCAGGAAUUGCUGCUGAUCUUCUUUUGGAUGGAUUCCCGUUGGAGCUGAUUGAUGGAGAUGCCUCCAACAUCCCCCUGCAGUGGAUAACUGAUGUCCUGACAGAGCUGGACACCAAGACGGGAGGACACUGUAGAAUGAGAGUAAUAACUGUGCUGGGAGUACAGAGCACGGGGAAAUCCACCCUUCUGAACACCAUGUUUGGGUUACAGUUCCCGGUAGCCAGUGGGCGAUGCACACGAGGAGCCUUCAUGACCCUAAUUAAUGUGAAAGAGACCUUCCAAGAGGAGCUGGGCUGUGACUUCAUUCUGGUGAUUGACACAGAAGGGCUGAAAGCUCCUGAGUUGGCCUCUCUGGAGGGCAGUUAUGAACAUGACAAUGAGCUGGCCACACUAGUGGUUGGGCUAAGUGACAUCACCAUAGUCAAUAUGGCCAUGGAAAAUACUGUAGAGAUGAAAGAUAUUCUACAGAUCGUGGUCCAUGCAUUUCUUAGGAUGAAAGAAAUUGGGAAGAAAACCAACUGCCAGUUUGUACAUCAGAACGUGAGCGAUGUGUCCGCUCAUCAGAAGAACAUGAGGGACAGGAAGAAACUUCUGGAACAAUUAAAUGAAAUGACAAACGUUGCAGCAAAAAUGGAGAAGAAAAUUGGAAUUACAUCUUUCAGUGAUGUGAUGGACUAUGACCUAGAGAGACACAACUGGUACAUUCCUGGACUGUGGCUGGGUGUCCCACCGAUGGCUCCGGUAAAUUUUGGUUACAGUGAGAAUGUUCAUGAACUAAAAAAGUAUUUGUUUGAAUUCUUCAAAUCCCAUCGGUCUGAUCACAAGCAAUGCCGGAUCCCUGAGUUUAUUACAUGGAUAAAAAGUCUUUGGAGUGCAGUUAAACACGAGAAGUUUAUCUUCAGCUUUAGGAACAGUCUGGUAGCAGAAGCCUAUAACAAGCUGGCUGCACAAUACUCUCAGUGGGAAUGGGAAUUCACCAAAUCUGUCCACAGCUGUGUGAUGAGCACAGAGACCAGUAUUAGGAAUCAGUCUGGUGAUAGGUUGGAUACAGAAACCUGCGCUCAGUAUAGGGACGCUCUCCAACAGCUGCUACAUGAUGAAGAAACAAAAAUGUUGGAAUUACUUGAAAAAUAUUUUGACAACAGAUCUGACAAUGUUCAUCUUAUAGAGCGAUACAGAGAAGAUUUCUUCAUGAGUGUAAAGUUCUUAAAAAAAGAUCUAGAAAGGAAUGCACUAGGCAAGGUCAAUGAAGCUGUUUCUAUUCAGAAAGGUAAAUUUAAGAUACAGAAUAUUCAGAAAACAUCUCAGGAGCUGAUUGAAGCAAAAAUCACAGAUCUCCUGAGACGCAGCAGAGAGAGGAACUGUAAGCUGGGGGACAUGGAAGCAAAACGAGAAUUUGAAGCAAUGUGGGAGAAAACGCUGUCUGACUUACAGUUGGAAGAAUUACAGAAACGUAAUGUCGGCCAAUCAAUGUUUCAGCUUCUGAAAAAUGACAUGCGUGCAAAAAGUGGUGACAUAAACGAAGAACUUUCUAAAGUGAUGACUUUAGAUGAUUAUAGACAAAAAUUAUUUCAAAUGGAUGCAAAGUACAUUAAUGUAACUUGGUUAAAACCAACACGUAAUAAAUUUUAUAUUAGUCCAGAAUAUUCUGAUAAGGUCGCUGAUCUUGCUACAUCCUUGUUAGAUCUAUGUGACAAAUAUGUCACAGAGAAAGUAACAUCCUUUGAAGACUAUAAUGACACUUACUGCCAGGAAUUACUACGUAAGAUCAAUGAAGAACUUGGGGAAAAAAAUUCUAAAAAGGUUCAUUUUUCCUCAAGGUUUGAGCUGGACAUUAAGCUUCUCAUCUUUGGAAGAGCAUCUCAGAAAUUCCAGAAGAUGCAUGAUACCUUUAUCCAAGAAAAUGACCCCAAAAUCUCCCUAGGAAAGCUAAAACCUCAAUAUUUUUCUACAUUUGAGAGUAUAUUUCAUGAGAAAGAUGAGUGUCGGAACAGAGCCAAGAAAUUCUGUGAGCUGUGCCUGAGGCCGGCACUAACUGAGUAUAUUCUGAGGCAUCUCGGGAAGGAAAUCAUGGAUGAGAUACUAAACAGUCCUGAUAGUACAAUGUUUAGCAGCAGAAGUAAUUUCCAGAGAGUUCUGCUGGAGGAGCUACUAGAGGAAAACUCAUUCCAAGCUUAUGUCAAAUACAUUAAUUCAUAUGAGAGAUUUUUAAAAGACUGGAUAUUUCAGUACAUUGCCGUAAAAUACAAGAGUCCAUCAGCUCUUAAUCAUCUACAGGUAAAAUGUUUGUGUGUGAUCACUGAAAAAAUCCAAUACAUCCUUAAAAUUAAAGAAUGUUUAAAUAUAUCCAAUAUUUCAGAUUUUUUAGAGCAUUUUUGUGAAUUAUUUAUGGAAGAAUUAGUUAUUUCCCAGAAUGAGAUGCAGGUGGUCACUUUCCACAGUACAGCAGAUGUCGGGCAGUUCUCUGAGGACAUUCUGUCCUAUCUCUCCACCAUAGAGGAAAACAUCCUUUUAGAAGUGGAAUCACUGGACAUUGAGACUGUACUAUCCAGGGUCUCACUGAAGCCUCAGGAUGAGCUGUGUAAGAAGGUGAUCGGAUGCGGACAUCAGUGUCCAUUCUGUAAAGUCCCUUGUGAGAAUGUAGGAGGUGAUCACACGCAGCAUUCCGCAUCUGUCCACAGACCUCAGGGAUUGGGAAAGUACAGGUGGAUUGAAGAUAAAACAUUGAUUACUGACAUAUGUUCUACUGCUGUUGUAUCAAAUGCUCGAUUUCAAAAUUCAGACACAGACUGGAAUUGGCACCCAUACAAAGAGUAUCGUACCUAUUACCCAGACUGGCUCAUCCAACCCGAUGCCACCAUAAAUUCCUCAGAUUACUGGAAAUACAUUUUUGUGCAGUUCAACAAAGCAUUUGCUGUAACAUAUGAUGCAAAGCCGGCUGUAUUACCUAAUGACUGGAAGAGAACAACAAUAGAACAAGCUUUAGAAAGUCUAGAGGCAGCUUUUACUAUCAAGUGA
This is a messenger RNA of Pseudophryne corroboree (corroboree frog), 5023 nucleotides long. RefSeq names its product up-regulator of cell proliferation-like. The record is from RefSeq and is a predicted model, not a curated record. Gene Ontology annotation, biological process: regulation of apoptotic process. The coding region runs from base 11 to 5023 and encodes 1670 amino acids. Gene Ontology annotation, molecular function: GTP binding. Lineage: Eukaryota; Metazoa; Chordata; Amphibia; Anura; Myobatrachidae. The transcript has 2 exons.